AUGUACUGUAAGUACUUGCUGCGCUCAAAGUACAGGUGCGAUCCCCCGCACCUGCAGUGGUCCUUCAGGGCAGUCGAGACCCCGACGUCGCCGCAAGCAGGCACGACUCGCCCCGCGGGGCAACCGCCGGCCAACCUCGCUCGCUGGGGACACUUUGCCAUUCCCUCGCCCUCUCCAUCCUCCGUCAACCCGCCAGCAACGUCCCGUCAGUCUCCGGCAGUCGAUCCCUCCCGCGUCGUCGUCCCCCGCGUCGUCGUCACCCGCGUCUCCGGCCGAAGCCGUCGAAAGAGCGAGCCCGCACGCACCCACGUGAAAGGCAGCCGCCCAUCGCAUCGCAGCCCGGAACAAACGACGGCAGAGAGGCCCCCGAUGGCAGCCGAUCAAGGCCUUUUCGCCUCGACGCUCGUCUCGUCCGACGUCACCCUCCCCGAGGGCUACAAGCUGCGACCUCUGCGCAAGUCCGACCACGGCACCGGCUUCCUCGAGUGUCUGCGCGUCCUGACGACGGUCGGCGACAUAAGCCGCGAGGGCUUCGACGCCCAGUUCGACCGCAUGCGGGCCCAGGAAUCCUACUACGUCAUCGUCAUCGAGAACGAAAAGGGCGCCGUCGUCGCCACCGGCGCCCUCAUCGUCGAGCAUAAAUUCAUCCACAGCCUCGGUGCCGUCGGCCACAUCGAGGACAUUGCCGUCUCCAAGUCGGAGCAGGGCAAGAAGCUCGGCCUGCGCCUCAUCCAGGCCCUCGACGCCGUCGCCGAGAGGGUCGGCUGCUACAAGAGCAUCCUCGACUGCAGCGAGGCCAACGAAGGCUUCUACCUCAAGUGCGGCUUCCGCCGCGCCGGUCUGCAGAUGGCGCACUACUACGAAGCCGACAAGGCCAAGUCUUCAUGA
Drechmeria coniospora is the source of this 888-nucleotide messenger RNA. RefSeq names its product acetyltransferase. Bases 1 to 888 code for a protein of 295 amino acids. The record is from RefSeq and is a predicted model, not a curated record. The transcript has 2 exons. Gene Ontology annotation, molecular function: monosaccharide binding; glucosamine 6-phosphate N-acetyltransferase activity. Gene Ontology annotation, cellular component: endoplasmic reticulum; Golgi apparatus; endoplasmic reticulum-Golgi intermediate compartment. NCBI's taxonomy places the organism in Eukaryota, Fungi, Ascomycota, Sordariomycetes, Hypocreales, Ophiocordycipitaceae. Gene Ontology annotation, biological process: UDP-N-acetylglucosamine biosynthetic process.